Marasmius oreades (fairy-ring Marasmius) is the source of this 342-nucleotide messenger RNA. RefSeq lists its product as uncharacterized. Gene Ontology annotation, biological process: proteasome-mediated ubiquitin-dependent protein catabolic process. The record is from RefSeq and is a predicted model, not a curated record. Bases 1 to 342 code for a protein of 113 amino acids. Gene Ontology annotation, cellular component: nucleus; cytosol; proteasome regulatory particle. The transcript has 3 exons. Lineage: Eukaryota; Fungi; Basidiomycota; Agaricomycetes; Agaricales; Marasmiaceae.
AUGGAAGGGAGCUAUAGCAAGGUUUGGAAUGCAAGAGAGGAGGCACCGACCGAAGAGUACAAAUUGUUUGUUGACAGUCUAAUGGGUACUAUUAGAAAUGAAAUAGCCAGUUGCGAAGAAGCAGCGUAUGAGACACUCCCCUUGAAAGAUGCCGCGACUUUACUGUUCUUUACCAAUCAAUCAGAGUUCCUGUCGUUUGCGAAACAGCGGGGAUGGCAGGUGGAUCUAGGCGCAUCAACGAUAACAUUUACUCGUAUGGGCGAGGAACAAACAGAGAUACCGAAAGAGAAGCUCAUUGCCGCUUCCCUUGCAUAUGCUCGCGAGCUAGAACAGAUUGUUUAG